This is a messenger RNA of Striga asiatica, 300 nucleotides long. The record is from the annotation of a GenBank genome assembly. NCBI's taxonomy places the organism in Eukaryota, Viridiplantae, Streptophyta, Magnoliopsida, Lamiales, Orobanchaceae.
AUGACGAGCUCGUAUGAAAGCUUGGAGGCUACAACCUCAAAUUUUUGCGACUCGACUUCUGUCCAAACGGAGACAAUGGCCAUCUUGUGGGGGUCGGUGGGUAUGAGUGGUUCGCCCUUGUUGGUGUACGCGCGUGCAAUUGGCGGGGUCAUCGGACGACCAACUUCAGCCAAGGGCGGUGGGAGCUCGCGCGAUUUGUCGGGCACUAGCGGCGGAGGGUCGAAGACUGACGGAGGUUGCACAAGGCGGUGUGACGAGACGAAGGGUGUCCUCGCUUUCGACCGGCAGUGGUUCGCUUGA